AUAGAGGUAUUCCAUGCCGAAAGGGUAAAUCCCCUUUCUUGGAAUCCUGCAUGUUGAAAUGCUUUAGGACAGUGUCUACGUAUGUGGAUUGGGAUAGGCACCACUUUCUCUUCUCUCGGUCGCAAAUGACCUUGAUUCUGAGAACAUGUCCUACUUCACCCAAAUCCUUCAUAUCAAACUGCUUGGAUAACUAUACCUUUACGUCUGAUAACAUCUUCACACUAUUUCCAAUGAGAAGAAUAUCAUCCACGUACAGCACUAGAAACACCACCACGUUUCCAUCACUUUUCUUGGAACCCGAUCACCCGGUUCUUCCUCAGGCCACAGUAGUCGCACAGUUCUGCGACUAUCAUGCUGAGAAAUUCUCCGGGCAGGGAGACCCCCGUAUUGUGGACGAGUGGAUUCAGGGCCUUGAGUUGAUUUUCGAGGUCAUGGAUUGUCCAGACAGAUAUCGUGUUAUCUGCGCUCAGCUUCAGCUAACUGGUGAUGCCGGGCUCUGGUGGAAUGCCUACUGGAGCAUGCGUCCCGGCGAGAAGGAGGGUUGUACAUGGGAUAGGCUCAAAGAGCUAAUCCGCGAGAAGUACUACCCCACCUACUACAGAGCAGAGAUAGAGCGGCAGUUCGUGUUGCUCAAACAGGGUACUCGAUCUGUUGACGAGUACGAGAGAGAGUUUACCAGAAUUGUAGCUUUU
Molecule: messenger RNA, 692 nt
Organism: Striga hermonthica
Lineage: Eukaryota; Viridiplantae; Streptophyta; Magnoliopsida; Lamiales; Orobanchaceae
Source: the annotation of a GenBank genome assembly